Messenger RNA from Oppiella nova, 775 nucleotides. NCBI's taxonomy places the organism in Eukaryota, Metazoa, Arthropoda, Arachnida, Sarcoptiformes, Oppiidae. The record is from the annotation of a GenBank genome assembly.
AUACGUAUUUUGUAACACAUUUUCAUACUGUCUGUCACACUAUUACACAGCAUUUGUGCAGUUAUUGUCAGUACUGUACGCACACUGUGUUUGCUAUUGAUUUUCAUUAUAAAACAGACAUUUCACUAUUAAUACACAUAUUUCUAUAAGUUGUAUUAUCAUCGCAAUGGCUAUUAAAAAGGUGGUUAUAUUCGGUGCGACCGGGAAUACUGGCCUGGCUACUGUGCAAAGUGCACUGAAUAAAGGCUACGAAGUGACGGCAUUUGUGAGAGACCCUCAGAAACUACCGGCAAAUAUAAAGCCAACGCAUACUGUGGUGGGAGACGCGACUAACCGGUCAGACGUGGACCGGGCCCUCCAGGGCCAGGAGGGGGUGAUUGUGGUGUUGGGCACCCGUAACGACUUGAGCGCCACCACUGCCCUAUCGGACGGCACCCGCAAUAUAGUCGAGUCGAUGACUGCCCACAAUAUACAGCGCAUUGCCUGUUGUCUGUCGUCGUUUAUAUUCUGGGAACGGACUAAAAUACCCGAACGUAUACUACCCGUCCAUACAGAGCACGAGAGAAUGCUGGAGAUAUUGAAGGGCUCCGACAGGCAAUGGAUAGCCGUGUGUCCGCCACAUAUCGAAGACAACCCCGCCCGCGGUGGGUAUACCCUGAAACUAGACGGUGCCGUCGGUCGGAGUAUAACUAAGUAUGAUUUGGGAGACAUUCUGGUGGACAGUCUGACAUCGGAUGACAAAGUGGGACAUCUGGUGGGCAUGGGUUACGCCUAG